Heterotrigona itama is the source of this 1162-nucleotide messenger RNA. The record is from the annotation of a GenBank genome assembly. NCBI's taxonomy places the organism in Eukaryota, Metazoa, Arthropoda, Insecta, Hymenoptera, Apidae.
AUGGAAAAAUCUAGAGAAUGUCGAAGCGGUCGGCCAGUUUCGAGAACUCACGGAACGAUCGGUGGCGCGAGUCGCCUUGUGCCUCCUCCACCUUCAUCCUUAUCGAACCUGGCGAUCGGGAUCGGCAUUCAGAAUUUUCCAGAGGGACUGGCGGUGUCUUUGCCACUUCAAGCGGCUGGGAUCAGCACGUUGAAGAGUUUCUGGUACGGGCAACUCUCGGGGAUGGUGGAACCUCUGGCCGGCGUCCUUGGCGCAGUCGGAGUGACGUUCGCUGAACCCGCGCUACCUUAUGCGCUCGCCUUCGCAGCCGGUGCAAUGAUCUAUGUCGUGAUCGACGACAUCGUUCCGGAAGCGCAUCAGAGCGCGUGCACGGCGGGACCAGCUGUAAAACUGGACUGAAAAGAAAGAAAAAAAGAAAUAAAAAGAAGGGAGAAAGAAAGAGAUGUUCGGCCGUUCGCUAUGUUGGUAGCUAUCGAACCUCGGACUCGGGACUUCUCACGUUUAUUUCGGGAAUUCAUUUUUCUCCAACGCGGUUUCUCAAGCGAUGCAAGAGAGCUAGCCGGGAUUCUUGGAACCUCGGUCGGUCCUUGGAACCUCGGUGAUCGUUUGCAUGAUUGUGUGCGCUCGGUGAAAAGGAAUGCCUCGUUUCGGAGGUCCGUAGCCUCGGCCUCACCACCGGCUAACCGCCGAUCUCGCCUACUUUUCGAAAGCUGUGCCUCCUGCCCGCCACCGGCCCUAAAAACACACUUUCGAUGAUACUUUUGAGCAAGAGGGAAUAAUCUCGAUCGAUAUUUGUCCGCGUGGAAUUUCGCGCGUCGUUUCUCUCCUGUCCUGCCGGGACCGCGAGCCGGGUAAUGGCUAAUAAAAAUACAAAUUUCUGAGGCACACCGAAAGGAGGUAUUUACCGCGCGGAUAUGAUUGAUAUGGUAGAACGCCCACCGAAACACAACGGCGCAUUUCACCGGCCGUUAAAAUUGAUGGCCGUGUAUAAUUUACGAAAUCAACAAGCCGUGACGUGCAAUACCGGCCACGAGAGAGCGUGUGUGCUUUGUGUGUGCUUAAUCCCUACUUAUAUCGCGAAAACCCUUUUAUUUCUCGCUAUCCUGGCAUUCUUUCUCCCUUGGUUGUUCGUUUCCUCAUCGUCUUACACACACACACACAC